AAUAGUCGAAAACCUUCUUUUUUAUUGAUUUAUGGACAGGCACUAUACCUAUCGAUCGUUUUGAGAAAUUGGGUUUGUUCUGAUUGAAAUGGGCCCAAAUAUGGAAAAUGUUACUAUAUAAAUGACUUUCAUGUUUUCAAAUUCUUUUAAUCCUACGAGGCCACAUAUUUCACCCUGAAUUUUGCUGGUUUUUAUAACCCACGGGCUCCUCUCUUGUAUUUAAGAAAUGGCAAUACACGCAAAGCUGAGGAUUCCACAAUUACUUCAAAUAACCUGACUAGAUACACGUAUGAAGCCCAACUAACCUAAUUCAGGGCUUCGAAUGGUUUACAUCGUUUUGAAAUUAAAAAAACGACUUGGACGCAAGAAAUUGUGUGGUUAAUAUGCAAUGAUGGAAAUAUGGAAGAAGCAAAUAAACAAUUGCUUACACCGAGAAGUCCGUUUUUGGAGAUAGUUGAUUGUCAUCUUCGCAAUGGAAUUCAAUCUUUAGAAAAUUGGUCGAAAAGUAAUCAAAGGUAUAUUCACUACCGAAGUUUGAGAUGUGGGUUCGAUUCAAUUUCUGCCAAACUAACAAGUUGGAAUCUUCAUUAUUUCAAAAAAGGAACAACAGUUCUUUUUUGCAUUAGUAGAUAAUGAACAACUUCUUAUUUCUUACUAACGGCUUACCCACGACGUGAAAGGAAAACAGUUUAGUUUUAAUGUAACGUUAAAUAACGCCAUUAUGUGUGUCAUAAAGAUUAGGAGAUAAUAAACAUCUUGUUAUUUACUUACUAACGGCUUACCCGCGGCGUGAAUAGCACACAGUUUAGUUUUGCAGUUAAAUAACGCAAUAAAUAAAUUUUGUUCUUAUUAAUUGGUUUAAUAAUACUUUUAUUUAGUGAUGAAGACUCGUUCUCCGUACGAACUGUUACCAGAAGACAUCAAACAAGGAAAGAAAUGCAAAAUCAUUUACGUAGCAAGAAAUCCAAAGGAUUUAUGCGUUUUAAACUAUCAUUUCCAUCGUAUGCUUACAGGAACGCCUGACCUAGGAACAUGGGAAGAAUUCCUCGCAAAUUUCUGCUCACACAAAGUAGGAUUAGGAGAUUGGUUUGACCAUACACUAAAAUUUCGGGAGAAAUAUCAAGAAGUCAAGGAAAGAAUAUAUGUCGUAACUUACGAAAAUUUGAAGAAAGCUUUUCGAAAAGUAGUUGAAUCAAAAAAAUGUCGGAACAACAACUGGACGCUAUUUCUGAACAUUGUACAUGACAGCAUGAGUAAAAACAGAAGCACAAACAUGUCAAUGUUAAGACAAAAUAGUAUUUCCACGAAAAAGUCAGAGUUCAUGAGAAAGGGACAGGUCGGUGAUUGGAGAAUUUAUUUUACGAUGAACCAAAGCUUGGCCAUUGAUGAGUUAUACCAAGAAAAAAUCAAAGGAACGGGAUUUGAUAUUUCUUUUAGAAAUUGAAUUUUAGGUCAAUUAUCAACAUUGUGCAUUAUGAUUGGUAGAGAAAUUUAGAAAGGUAAAUAUUUACACACCAUUGUAGCCACGAAUAAAAAUUAUUUAAAGAUUGAAGAAUUAUGUAUGUUUCAGUCGAAAUAGUCGAUGGGAAACACUGCAUUUUUUAAAGUUCAGACAAUUUUCUAUUAGGCUACAUGGAGCAUGGAAUAAAUCAUACUCUUGAAACACAAAAUGUACAUAUGGAUCGUUUUGUUAUUAUGUUGUUGUUCGUGUUCGUUAUUCUAUUUUCUUG
Molecule: messenger RNA, 1730 nt
Organism: Styela clava
Lineage: Eukaryota; Metazoa; Chordata; Ascidiacea; Stolidobranchia; Styelidae
Source: RefSeq, a predicted model, not a curated record